This is a messenger RNA of Aspergillus fijiensis CBS 313.89, 510 nucleotides long. RefSeq lists its product as uncharacterized. The transcript is spliced from 6 exons. Bases 1 to 510 code for a protein of 169 amino acids. Lineage: Eukaryota; Fungi; Ascomycota; Eurotiomycetes; Eurotiales; Aspergillaceae. The record is from RefSeq and is a predicted model, not a curated record.
AUGCCCGUGCUCAUAGUGGUCUGGCUUGCCGGUCUACGUUACGGUGCUUCAGCUUCAUCUGCAUCCAUCGGGACCGUUCCUUCAAGCUUCCUAAAUAGCUGGUCCACGGCGCCUAGAUACAUGAAUGGUGCCAACCUAGUCUACGACUACGGAGGAGUAGUCAAUUUCCUCUCGCUCAUCGCUACCGAAUUCGUAACCCGCGGGCUGCAGGCUUUGCAGUGUUCUACCAACCAUCGAACGCUUAUUGUGGAAGCGGGUUCGGUCGCAGCGAAGAAUUGCCCCACAGCCCCAAUAUACUCCUACAUACGAGUAUUCUUGUAUGGAAGAGGAUCCCGCCAUCCGCCUUCACCACAAGAGAAAUAUCACUCAAACGGAGUCAGCUUGAAGACUAUCCGGAUAGCCGAAUUGAGUGGUGUCUAUAAACACGGCUGGCGUGCUGAUCGACCGCAUAGGCUGCAUGUCAUCUCCCUUGUUGAUCGAUGGGGAAUGGAAUCUGCUACAGUUUCCUGA